GAUUUGACCGUGUAUAUAUAUCAACGAUUGAAACCAGUUACGUGAUACGUAGAAAAGUUUCGGUCGCGUUAUUCGCCAAAAUAUGGAACAAUUCAUUCGUGAAAUUCAGGCUUAUUCGCCGCACCAGGAAGACGGAGAUGUCAUGGACAUGGGGAGCCCACCGAAGAUACUCAAAAUGUCACUCUAUACAAGUGGCAGCCCUGAAAUAUCAGAGGGAACAACAAAGCAUUCUAGUUUGGAAACAGCCACCUUAGAUCUCCCUACUGCAACAAGAAGUAUUCAGUUAAGCGAUACACCAAAGAGUUCUCCCAGUAGGGUAUCGACUAUAUCGCCGUCUGAAGAUCUGAAUAAUGAAGAAAGAAAACAUUAUAACAGAGCGUUAAAAGAACUUUAUAAAAUAGUCCAGCUGAGUAGCAAGAAAUUAGAAAUCUCCGAACAUCAGUUGAAGAAGAGAUUGAAAUCCUUGAAAACAACUGAAUUGGACCUGAGUGGAGAUAUUGAAGACACUUUAGUCGACAAUGAAGACGACAGUGAAACCAUGCAAUACGAGAGUGAUAUCCAAUUGACAGGAAUCUCACCCAGACUUAUUGAGAUGUACGGUAGCAAACAUCGUCGGAGGAAAAUUGAAGAUGAUUUUAGUGAUGAUCAUAGUGGUAGACUAAAAAGGAAUAACAUUGACAGAGAUGAACCUAAAGUACCAGUACAAGAGAUACAUGCAGAGUUGAUGAAUAUCCAUAAAAAGUUACAAAGAGAAAGUGCUGUCUUGCGUGAACGAGAACUACAGUUAGACGAACGGGAACAGGCUCUUGAAGAGUUAGAACAAUCUAGUAAAACAGAACAAGCUUUAAUGUUGAAAAAUGCACAACAAGAAGUCAAUAGACGAUGGAUGAUAUUAGAAGAGGAGCAUAAAGCCGAGAUUGAACACAUGGAAGAAGUAUUGAAAAAUAAAAUUCGAGAGUCGAAACGAGUGACAAGUAAUUUUGAUAUUGUGAAAAAAUCAAAUGAUUCUUUAAGGAAGCAAGUUGCAGAUCUGCAGGAACAAAACAAGAAACUUGAAAGCCAAGCAAGUAGUGCUAACAGCAGAUUGUUAAAUCUACAACGGAAACAUGAAUUCUCUGAUAGAAACAGAGACAUUGAAAAUAUUCCACUUGUAAAACCUAGGAAACAGGAUAAGGACACUCUGAGUGAUUCUGGUAAAUCAACAACUGGUAAACAGCCAAAGUACCCGAAUGCAGCGUAUGACGUACUUGCUAUCUUACUAGAGUGGGUCAGUGAAGUUCAUCUCAGACGUGUAUCUACCGAUUUGACAAAAUCAUUAGACGCACUGCCAGCUGAUAUAGCAGUCACUCAGGAAAGAUGUCUCAAAAUACUUCCACCACUAGUUGAGAUACUACAUUGUCUACCAGCAUCACAUACAAAGAUUCAUCUACCAUGUCUACAAUAUAUAUACUGGUCUAUAUUAUCAUUGGAACACGUACAGGGAACACAGAAAACUGCCAUGUCAUCAACUUACCGGCACCUCGGUGAAGAACUUUACAAACCAACUCUUGUUAAAUUUGUAGAAGUUGAAAGGAGUCCCGGGGGUAGUGUGAAGACAGUCACACAGCCAGAGAAGAGUAAAACAGGAUUAUUUUUCAAUAGUAGUAUUUUACAUAUAAGAUUGCUGUCUUCAUUAAUUAUACUCAAGACAUUAACGCAAGUUGACUACCUAGCACACGUAUUUGAUGUCUUGAAGAAUGAUCUGAAAAAUGACACAACUAAGGAGUUGUUCACCCACUACCAAGGUACAGCAGUGAUUUUGCCAUAUAUGAAAGGCACCAACAAAGCAUUGGUUGGAAACGUUGUAGAUUCCUUCCUCCAGAUGUCUAUGGAAUCAGUUAUUUUGCCGCAGUUUCUUGAAAGCUGCAGCACUGAAAUAUGGUUUAGGACAUGCUCUCUGUUGUUGAAAACUCCAAAUUUGAAUAUCAAAAUGCUGGAAAAACUCAGUAUUAUUCUGCAGAAACUCUCCAAGUUAAAAGUCAACAAACGAUACUUUGAAGUUUAUUCUCUAAACAACAUAAUCCAGGAAAUGCAGAGAACCAUCGGUCCAGACAAUCCUUUCCUUUCUCUUAAUCUCAAAUCCAUUCUAUUUAAUUUGGGAAUGGCAAAGACUCUCACUUCAGUGUCAUAGUUCAAAUGUCAUAGUUCAAAUUAUGUACAGUACAAUCAUACAAGUUUCCAAAGCUUAAAUAUAUUUUGAUUUUAGGGAAUUUCGGAAACAGUCAGUUAUAGACACCUUAAUUGUCCAUUAGAGAUAUCGCCAAGGGUAAAUUAAAAAGGGCCUGCAAUUUCUAUACUGAUACCAAUACUGUGUGAUGAGAUCUCACUACAUAUGAAAAAAAAAUCAAUUUAGCCCAGCAUUUAUAAUCGCAACUAUUGAAAUGCGAAAUUACAUUUUGUUAUAAUCAAAGUAAAAAAAUUGUACUCCGUUUUGUGAAAAGCAAUAAAAACAACAAACAGUGAUAUCACGAUUUCA
Saccoglossus kowalevskii is the source of this 2515-nucleotide messenger RNA. Its product is annotated as coiled-coil domain-containing protein 138-like. NCBI's taxonomy places the organism in Eukaryota, Metazoa, Hemichordata, Enteropneusta, Harrimaniidae. The record is from RefSeq and is a predicted model, not a curated record.